Exophiala aquamarina CBS 119918 is the source of this 1776-nucleotide messenger RNA. RefSeq lists its product as uncharacterized. The record is from RefSeq and is a predicted model, not a curated record. The transcript is spliced from 7 exons. Lineage: Eukaryota; Fungi; Ascomycota; Eurotiomycetes; Chaetothyriales; Herpotrichiellaceae. Gene Ontology annotation, biological process: actin filament organization. The coding region runs from base 1 to 1776 and encodes 591 amino acids. Gene Ontology annotation, molecular function: actin filament binding.
AUGGCUGGCCGCUUCGUACGCUCUUCCAAAUACCGGCACGUGUUUGGCCGUCCUACACGCAAGGAACAAUGCUACGAUAACCUGAGAGUCUCUCGGAAUGCCUGGGACACCAACUUGGUCAAGGCCAAUCCAGAAUACAUCGCGGUCAAUUGGGAAGCAACUGGCGGAGGAGCCUUUGCAGUGAUCCCCACAGGCGAAAAGGGCCGACUCCCUGAACGAAUACCCCUUUUCCGAGGGCACACCGCGGUUGUCCUGGACACAGAUUGGAAUCCUUUCAAUGACUCUUUGAUUGCAUCUGGAUCAGAUGAUGGGAAGGUCUUCCUCUGGAGAGUACCGGACAAUUUCACACUUCACUUGGACAUCCCGGCCGAUGAGAUACAAGAUAUCGCACCAGUAGGGAAGCUCAGCGGACACCCUAAGAAAGUCGGACAGGUCCUGUUCAACCCAGCUGCGGAAAAUGUCCUCGCCUCCGCAGCGGGUGACUUCACAGUCAAGAUCUGGGAUAUCGAAGCCGGAUCUUCCAAGCUCGGCCUCAAGGUCGGCGAAGUCAUCCAAUCGUUAUCUUGGAGCGCAGAUGGAAAGCUGUUAGUCACAACGUCUCGUGAUAAGAAACUAAGAAUCUGGGACCCAAGACAAGAAAAGCCUGUUCAUGAAGGUCCUGGCCAUGCUGGUGCAAAAGCCAGCCGAGCCGUAUGGCUCGGCGAGCACGACAGAAUUGCCACUACAGGCUUUUCUAGAAUGAGUGACCGUCAACUUGCACUUUGGGACAUUCGAACUGCUGCUCAACCUGUUGGAGGCUUUCAAAUGCUUGAUUCGAUAUCUGGCGUCUGUAUCCCAUUCUGGGACGAAGGCACUCAGUGUCUGUUCCUUGCAGGAAAAGGCGAUGGUAACAUUCGCUACUACGAAUACGAGAACGAUUCCUUUGAGGAUCUAUCUGAAUACAAGUCGGCCGAUGCGCAGAGAGGAGUUGCUUUCUUACCCAAACGAGGAGUAAACUUGCAUGAGAAUGAGGUUGCUCGUGCAUACAAGACAGUCAACGACACCUACAUUGAGCCUAUCUCAUUUAUUGUGCCAAGAAGAGCGGAAUCUUUCCAGGAGGAUAUCUACCCUCCGACAACCGGCCUAAAGCCAGCUGUCAGCGGCAAGGAAUGGUUCGACGGUGCUGAUGGCAUUCCUCCAAAGAUCUCCCUCGAGAGCCUCUAUGAUGGUAUCGGGUUGAAAGAGGUUCCUGCAGACCAGCAACCUGUGAAGAAGGCCCCUGAGCCGGUCAAAGCCCCUGAGCCAAAGAAGGAAAUCCCUCAACCAGCACCUGCCCCAAGUCCAACAGUCCGCUCACCACCACCCUCCAUGAAGGAACAAGGAGUGGGUAUGGCAGCUGCUGCGGGCAAAUUCCAAGACUCGGAGCCAGCAGAAGAGAGCGGUGAUGAAUCGCCGUUCGAAGAGGUCCAGAAGCCACUAGAAAGAAUGUCCGCGGCUAAACCAGCGUCCGCAGAAGCGAAGAAAGAUGAAGCACCUCCCUCACCGAUUAAGGCAUCGCAGCCGACUGAGGCUGCGCAGCCAAAACCGGUUUCUCCAAAGGUGUCCGAACCAUCCCAGGCUUUGGAAGAAGAUGUUGAAGAUGAAACGCCUGCUCCGACUGGUGGAUCUCAAGAGUCGGUGGAUCGAGAGAUCAAAAAUCUAAAGACUUUGGUUGCUCAGCAAUCCAGACAGUUACGAGACCUGACUAAGACUCUGACCGAGCUCGUAGCAGAAGUAAAGUCUCUCAAAACAGCAUAG